This is a messenger RNA of Arachis ipaensis, 396 nucleotides long. Lineage: Eukaryota; Viridiplantae; Streptophyta; Magnoliopsida; Fabales; Fabaceae. The record is from RefSeq and is a predicted model, not a curated record.
AUGGCUGCAGCUAUGCAGGCAACAGCUGAGGUGCUAGGUAAUCAGAUAAAUCAGGAUAAUCAUGGGAACAAUAAUGAUGAGGACGGUCCUAUGACGCUUGCUACAUUUCUAAAAGUCCGCCCUCCGACCUUCAGAAGAACCUCAAAUCCCACUGAUGCAGAUAAUUGGAUUCAGGCUAUGGAAAGGGCAUUACAGGCACAACAGGUUCCUGAAGAGCAAUGGGUUGAAUUUGGAACUUAUCAGUUGCAAGGCGAAGCUCAGUAUUGGUGGCAGAGAACACGGCAUAUCCUGCAGCCUGAUGGUGCUACGAUUCCUUGGGAGGUUUUUCGGACAGUGUUUUAUAAGAAAUACUUUUCUAAUUCAGCCAGAAAUGCCAAGGAACUUGAAUUAAUGUAG